Paramecium pentaurelia is the source of this 16332-nucleotide messenger RNA. Lineage: Eukaryota; Ciliophora; Oligohymenophorea; Peniculida; Parameciidae. The record is from the annotation of a GenBank genome assembly.
AUGUGCUAUUUGCAACGGUCCAGAGGUUACUUAAUGCUCGAGUUGCAAAGAUCAAUAUUAUCUUGACAUAACAAAAUGCCUACGUAAUUUAUUUGUUUUAUUCUUAGGUUGCCCUCCAAAAUGCGAAUCAACAUGUGAUUACUUAAACAAUACUUUAACAUGCCAUGCUUGUGCUUCUGGAUACUUUGGUGAUGACUGUGAGGUAUGCUCGACUGACUGUAAAACUUGUGUGGAUUUGGCUACAAAAUGUACUUCAUGUAAUAUCGGAUACUACUUGAAUGGAUUUACUUGUACUUAGUGCGACCAACAUUGCAUCACUUGCGCUAAUACAACUGGAGCCUGUUUAAGUUGUGAUGAUGGAUAUGUGGUUAAUGAAGAAAACAAAUGUGCAAGUAAUUUAUAAAUUUUUAUAAAAUAAUAGUUUGUUCAAAUUGUACUUGUCCAGAAAAAUAAUACUUCGAUAGUGCUGAUAAAAUAUGCAAACCCUGUGAUACAUCUUGUACAAGAUGUUAAGGAAUUUCGACGAGUUGCCAAGCUUGUUCUUCUGGCUACUAUUUAGAAACUUCAACCUGUAAGAAUUGUGUUGCUCCAUGUAUUCUUUGUACUGCUAUGAAUAUGUGUUAAAAGUGCAAUAGUGGAUACUUUUUAGAAAAUGAUAAUUGCUUACCAUGUUAAUCACCUUGUAUUAAUUGUUUGACAGGAGGAAACACUAAUUGUUCUUUAUGUUAGAUUGGAUAUUAUUUAGAUAUAUAAAUUUGUAAACUUUGUGACUAAGCUUGUAAAAAGUGUUCAGGUAAUUCCAUCAAUUGUUCCGAAUGUUAAAUGGGAUAUUAUUUAGAAAAUUCAACAUGUUCUCUCUGUUCAAAUCACUGUUAUGCUUGCAAUUCAGCAACUCAAUGCACUUCUUGUGAUAUUGGAUAUGAAAUAGUUAAUGGUGAAUGUAUUGUAUGCUCUAUGAACCAAUACUACUUAAACCUAAAAUGUUUAUCAUGUUUAAUUCCUUGUUCAUCUUGUGAGUAAACUGAAUCUCGUUGUACUAGUUGCACAGAUGGAUAUUAUUUAUCAUCAUAUUAAUGCUUCUAAUGUUAAUAGCCUUGUUUAAAUUGUUCUUCAUAAAAUGACUGUUUAUCAUGCAUAUCAGGAAAAUAUUUAAGUAAUAAGACUUGCAUAACUUGUGAAUAACCUUGUACUACAUGUACUUCAUCAGGUACUUCUAAUUGCCAAUCAUGUUAAUAAGGAUAUUACUUAGAAAAUAAUUAAUGCAUUUUAUGUAGUACAAUUCUAAGUUCUUGUUUAACUUGUACAAAUAAAAUAACUUGUAAUUCUUGUGAUACAACACAUUAUUUGAAUAAUGGACAAUGUUUGCAAUGCAUUAGUAGUUGUAAAUCAUGUACUGAUCAAAAUACUUGUACUAGUUGCAUUGAUACAAAAUAUUUAGAUACUACAACUUGUCAAUCAUGUUAGUCUCCUUGUCUAAAUUGUAUAAAAAAUUAAAAUUACUGUUUGAGUUGUGUAGAUUCAUAUUAUCUUAAUUAAAAUUCUUGCAUAAGUAAAUAUUCUAUUAUAUUUCUAGAAUGCAUAUCCCCAUGUUAAAAUUGUUCAAAUGAUUCAACUUGUUUAAAUUGUGUUGCAGGAUACUUUUUCUAAAAUGGUAUAUGUUCAAAAUGUAACAAUGAAUGUCAAUUAUGUUCUGGUUCUGCUAAUUAAUGCUCAUUAUGUUAAAGUGGAUAUUACUUAUCUGGAACAAGUUGCAUGAGUUGCGUUUCUCCUUGCUCUACUUGUACCUCAGAAUCAUCUUGCAAUAGCUGUGUAACCACAUCAUAUUACUACAUAAAUAAUUCAUGCAUUUCUUGUAAAUCUCCUUGCUCAACUUGCAGUGGAGAAAAUUCUUGUUUGAGCUGCAUAAAUGGAUAUUAUUAAAAUUAAACUAGCUGCCUUUAAUGUGCAAGUCCUUGUUAAAAUUGUUCAUCAUCAUCAAUUUGUAGUAGCUGUAUUGAUAAUUACUACCUUAAUGGUACAGUUUGUUUUAAAUGCCCAAUAAAAUGCAAGGAUACUUGUAGUUUUGUAAAUAACUAAGUAAAUUGUGGAAGUUGCGCAGAUGGAUAUUAUACCAGCAAUUUAGAUUGCAUUUAAUGCUCAAUUAAUUGUAAAACUUGCGAAAAUACAGAUACUUAAUGCACUUCUUGUGUUGCUGGAAAAUACCUAUUAAAUUCUUAGUGUCUAACUUGUUCAACAAAUUGCAUUGAAUGUGAAGCUAUUACUGGAAAUUGUACACUUUGCCAAAAUGGUUUCUCUGUUAAUUCAUUUCAUUAGUGUGCUGAAUGCUCAACUUGUAAUUGCCCAAAUGGACAAUAUUAUAAUUAGAGUUAAAAUAACUGCUUGAAUUGUGAUUCUAAAUGUGAAUCUUGUUUUGGUGGAUUAAUUUCAUAAUGUACCAAAUGCAUAAAUGGGUAUUAUUUAUAAGACAGUACAUGUACCAUAUGCUAAACACCAUGUAUAACUUGUACUUCUGCUGCCAACUGUUUAUCUUGUAUUAAUAUAACUUAUUUGAGUGAAAAUUAAUGUUUGACUUGCUAAUCUCCCUGUCAUAAAUGUUUAAGUGCAGGUAAUACUAAUUGUUAAGAAUGCAUCACUGGAUAUUAUUUGAAUGGAAAUGUGUGUGUUCAAUGUGAUGCAAAAUGCAAAACUUGUACAGCUUAAAAUACAUGCUAAACUUGUGCUGAUGGAUAUUAUUUAAGUGGAUCAACUUGUAUCUAAUGCCCGACAGGAUGCACAUAUUGUACAAAUGGUUCUACAUGUACAGGUUGUAGUACUGAUUAUUAUUUGGAUGGAAUUUGUAAAUAAUGUAGUGUAGGGUAAUUUAUAUCUAAUAACUCAUGCUCUUUAUGUCAAUCACCUUGUGCUUCUUGUGUGACAAAUGCUUCUAAUUGUUAGAGUUGCAUAGAUAAUUACUAUAAACCAUUAAAUUUGAAUACUUGUUAGUAGUGUGUUUCACCCUGUAAAUUAUGUAGCUCAGAUGUUGCUUGUUUAUCAUGCUAGAGUGGAUAUUAUUAUACAAGCUCAAAUAAUUCAUGUACUACAUGUACAUUACCAUGUCUUACUUGCCUAACAGCAGGAAAUGCAAAUUGUUAAUCCUGUGUGGCUGGAUAUUACUUAGAUGGAUAGAUAUGUAGAGAUUGCACCUAAUUAUCUUAUUGUUUAGAAUGUUCAACUUCAUUGGUCUGUACAAAAUGUGAUACCACUCAUUUUGUAAGUGAUGGUUAAUGUUUAACCUGUCAACCUAGAUGCAAUACUUGUAAUACCUCAAGUACUUGUAAUAGUUGUUUAAGUGGUAAGUAUCUAAAUAGUUCUAAUACUUGUUCAACUUGCUAAUCACCUUGUUUAACAUGUUCCGGAACAGAUGGUUUGAUAUGUAGUUCUUGUGAAAGCAAAUACUACCUGAAUAUAUCAACUUGUACACAAUGCGUUUCUCCAUGCUUAACUUGCACAACUGCAGUUAAUUGUAGUUCAUGUGUAGAUGGAACCUAUCUAAAUGGUUAAGAAUGUCUAAGUUGUAAUUUUGCUUGUACUAAAUGUUCUGGUUUAGCUACUACUUGCUCUUCAUGUUCUAAUGGAUAUUAUUUGAGUGGGACUUCAUGUAUAGCUUGUACACCUCCAUGUGGAACUUGUGUUGAUUCCUCAACAAAAUGCUUAAGCUGUAAUACAUAAUCAAAAUAUUUGGACAAUAAUACUUGUUUAAAUUGUGUAUCACCUUGUUAAACUUGUUCAAGUGUAUCUUUUUGUUUAACUUGUAUUUCUACCUACUAUCUAAAUGCUUAAAAUACUUGUACUUAAUGUGCAUAACCCUGUGUUACUUGUACAACAUAAACUUCAUGUUUAUCUUGUUUAGAUGGUUAUUAUUUAUCUGGAACUUAAUGCUUAAUUUGUGACAGCAAUUGUAGAACUUGUUGGAAUAGAGCUGAUUAUUGUAUGUCAUGCUCUACGCGAUAGUUUUUAUCAUCUGAAAAUAAAUGUGCACCAUGCUUAUCACCUUGUUUUUCUUGUGUUAAUUCAGCAACUUCAUGUACAUCAUGUUUAGAUUUAUUUUAUUAUGAAGCCAAUAGUUGUAAGAGAUGUGUUUCACCUUGCUGGACUUGUGAAUCAUUAAAUGUAUGCAAAUUAUGUUUAUCUGGCAAAUAUUAUGACUAAACUGAAAGGAAUUGUUUAGAUUGUGAUAAAAAUUCUUGUGUUACUUGUGCAGGUACUUCAACAACAUGUUUGAGUUGUGCUUCUGGUAAAUAUUUGGAAAAUAAUACUUGUAAAACAUGUGAUCCAAAAUGUGUUACUUGUACUGGUUUGACUACUUGUCAAACAUGUUCGGUUGGUUUCUAUUACAAUGGAUCAGAAUGUAUUGCAUGUACACCACCUUGUAUUGAAUGUAACUCUGGUUCAAUUUGUACCAAAUGCUCAAAUGAUCUCUACAAAUUAAGCUUAAGUCAGUGCAUUAGUUGUUCAUUACCUUGUAGAACUUGUGAUUAAGAUGUUUGCAAAUCCUGUGUUAAUAAAUAUUAUUUCGAUUCUGCUGAAGUUGAUACAACAAAGAAAUGCAAAUUAUGUGUUAGUCCUUGUGACUAAUGUUCAACUUAGAAUAGUUGUACAACUUGUGUAUAAGGAUUUUAUUUAGAAGGAACAUCUUGUAUUAAAUGUACUAAUAAUUGUAAUACAUGUGAGACUGCUACUAAAUGCUUUACUUGUGUUAGUAAUUCUUUUUAUUUAACUACUUCUAAUACAUGUCUAUAGUGCAGCAAUAUGGAUGCAUCUUGUUUAACUUGUAGUGGUUUGAACAGAUGCUUAACUUGUAGGGAUGGAUUCUAUAUAUUAAAUUUGACAUAAAAUGGUGUUACUACAAGUACUUGUUAAGCUUGUUCAGUAAAAUGCUCAAGCUGCACUUAGUCUUUAUCACAAUGUUCAAGAUGUGCAGGAAAUAGACAAGGCACUCCACAAUGUACAACUUGUCCAUAUGGAUUUUUUGAUGGAGGAUAAUUGAAUUGUGAAUAGUGUAAUACCAAAUAUUGUAUCACUUGCAGUGGAUCAGCCAAGAAUUGUCUAACUUGUAUAAAUUCAAGAAUUCAGCCUCCAACUUGCUUCUGUAAGCCUGGUACUUAUACUUCUGGAGAUGAUUGCAUCUAAUGUAUGGCUAAUUGUUCAACUUGUACAACUUCUAAUUAAUGUACUUUAUGCAAUACUGGUUUUUACUACAAAUAGAAUUGGGAUGGAUAAGGAAAUAACAUAUGUACUAAUACAUGUGGGGAUUCAUUUUUCUAGGAUAUAAAUAAUCAAUUAUGUAUUAGAUGUCCAAUUUCAAAUUGUAAAGUUUGCAUCUCAACUACUGAUACUGGUUGUAUUUCUUGUUUACCUUCAAUAACUUAAUCUACUAGUGAUUCUAUGAAUAAUGUGUGUACAUCUACUACUUGCAGUUUAUAUUUGUAAUAACAAAGAUAAUGUUUAAUUCAAUGUUUGCCUGGAUAUUAUAAGAACACAGAUUUCACUUGCUCAAUUUGUGAUAAAGGAUGCAGACAAUGUCAGGAUACUGCAACAGCAUGUACAGAAUGUUAUCCAAACAUGUUUUUGUAAUAUACAACAGGAUAAUAAGUGAAAGGUUUAUGCAUACCUGAAUGUUAGACAACAUUUUAUUAAAAACCUUCAACAACUCCUACUGUUUCAGGUGGUAUUUGUGCUAGUUGUCACACAACUUGUAAGGAUUGCACUGAUGAUUAAGAAACAUCAUGUAUAUCCUGUUCAGCUGGAAGAUAUUUACUCAACAAAAGAUGUUUAACAAGUUGUGGAGAAAAUGUAGGUUAUGUAGCAAAUACAAAUACAAAUAGAUGUGAUCAAUGCGCAAUUAAUUGUACUUCAUGUACAUCAACUUCAGCUUAAAGAUGUACAAAAUGUGCUACUACUCAUUUCUUUUUGUUAAACUAAUGUUUGGCUCAAUGUCCCUCAGGUUAUUAUGGAGAUCUCAAUAAAAUAUGCUAAGCAUGUAAUACAUCUUGUUUAACAUGCGAUGGGCCAUUAGAUAAUAACUGUUUAUCAUGUGGAAUAUCGAUUUACUAUUUGGCUACAACAAAGAGAUGUACUACAUUGUGUCCUGAUAAAUUUUAUGGAAGAACAGACACAUUUAGAUGUGAAAGUUGUAUCAAUGGUUGUCUGAAAUGCAUUAAUCCAUUAGAUUGUUAAUAUUGUGAAGAAGGAUUCUUCUUAAAUACAAUAAAUUCAAUUAAUAAUUGUUUAGCCAUAUGUCCUGAUGGAUAUUUUGGAGCAGUAUCUGCCAGAGCUUGUAGAUAAUGUGAUCCUGGAUGUAAGACUUGUAAGGGUUCUACUUAGUCUGAUUGUAUAAUCUGUUCAGCAGGAAGAUUCAAUUAUUUAGGAGAUUGUAUUGCUACUUGUCCAGCAGGUACCUUUUUAGAUAAUGUAAAUAUGAGAUGUGAUACUUGUUCAUAAGGAUGUGCCACUUGUACAGCGAUGGGAAUGGGUAAUUGCAAUACAUGUGAAUUUGGAUACUUAUUUUAUAAUAAAGGCUGUUAUAUUAGUUGUCCUACAGGAUCCUAUAAAACUGGUACGACAUGUACAUCUUGUAUAUCUAAUUGUGCAGUUUGUAAUGAUAGUGUUUCUUGUUAAAGAUGUAAUGAUUAGACAUUCUAUACUGGAAUAUUAUGCACAACAAGUUGUCUAAGCAAUCAAUAUGGAGAUACUUUAACAAGAACAUGUAAAUAAUGUGAUCCUAGUUGUCUAACAUGCUCUGGAGCUAAAAUAGAUAACUGUCUUAGUUGCAAUACUACCUUCCUAUUUUAAAAUUCAUGCAAUCAAUAUUGUCCAGAUGGUUAUUAUGCUGAUGCAUCAACAAAGACUUGUAAGGCGUGUCUUUCCACUUGUGCUACAUGUACAAAUUCAACAUCUUGCACAUCAUGUAGUUAAGGAUCAUUUUUAAUUGGAACUCCUUUAUUAUGCUAAACUUCAUGUCCUGCUGGUUUUUAUGGAGAUUCAGGAAGCAGAUCAUGUAGAGCAUGUUUUGCUGGUUGCAGGACAUGCUUUGGUACAACAGCAGAUAAAUGUUAAUCAUGUUUAGCAACUGCUAAUCCAAGGUUGUUCUAUUCUAACUAUUCUUGUAAUUAAAUCUGUCCAGAUGGAACAUUCCCUAAUACUUCAAAUAGUAAUUGUGAUGCUUGUCAUUAAUUCUGUAGUAAAUGUAUUGAUGGUACUGCUAAAUGCACCUUAUGUGCAACAAAUAGAUUUAUGAGUCCUUUAAGUGCAGAUGUAAAUUCUCCAUGUUUAACUAUUUGUCCUUACUAAUAUUAUGGAGAUAAUACUACUAGAACUUGCUAAUUGUGUGCUACAAAUUGUAGAAGUUGCACAAGUUCAUUAGCUUAUAGUUGUACAGCAUGCAUGAAUACUAAUAUUAAUAAUUACUAAGUGAAUUACUAUUUGUUUUAGAAUAGUUGUGUAACUUAAUGUCCAACAUAAUAAGUAAAUAAUUAAGAUGGAAGUAUAACAACUUAAUAAUUAUAUGGUGAUAUUGUUUCAGAUACAUUCUCUUAUAAUUGUGUAUCAAGAUGUCCACCCUUAAGUUUUAGAAAUAAUUAACUUAUGAUUUGUGAGUAAUGCCAUUCAUCAUGCAGAACUUGCGAAGGAAAACUCAAUAAUGAAUGUUCAGCUUGCUUUACUGGAUUUUAUCUUUAUUUAGGAACAUGUUCAUCUACUUGUCCUUUUGGUACAUAUUUAUAUACUGUAAACUCAUCUUGUAUACCUUGUAAUUCAAAGUGUAAGGAAUGUGAUGGACCUAAUGCUACUGAUUGCACUGCUUGUUCUUCUCCUUUAGUUAAACAAGGAAGAGAGUGUUUGGAUAAUUGUUAUGAUGGUUAUGUGGUAGUAGACUAAGCGUGUGUUUCUUGCCAUUACACUUGUAAUGAAUGCUUAGGAAAUGAUAUCUAGGAAUGUACAUCCUGCUCCCUUGGAUUAUUCCUUCAAAAACUUUAAGAAAGUGAUUUAAGUGGUAAAUGUGUUCAAAGUUGUAAUAUAUCAUACUACCCUGAUUCUGCUGACAAUAAAUGCAAAGUUUGUCAUUCUACAUGUAUUACUUGUGAUGGUCCUGAGGAGAAUGAUUGUAUAACUUGUAGUGAAAAUUUAAUGUUUAUGGGAGGAAUAUGCAGUGAUACAUGUAUAGAUGGUUAUUAUUUGAAUGUUAAUCAAUGUGGAUAAUGUAAUUUAUCUUGUGAAACUUGCAGUGGUCCAAGUUUAAAUUAAUGUUUAAGUUGUGGUAGUCAACUUUUCUUGUUCAAUUCUUAAUGUUUAAUUUCUUGCAUUGAAGGAUACUUCUAGAAUGAAAAUACACACUCUUGUGAUAGAUGUAAGGAUAUUUGUUUAACAUGUACAAAUGAUACUACUUGUAAUGCUUGUGAUACAUCUAAAUACUUCUUGUUGGAAUAAUAAUGUUACACAUAUUGUACUUCUGGAUUUUAUUUUGAUACUACUUUGAAAAAUUGUUAAAUUUGUAAUUCCUCUUGUGUUACAUGCACAGGGCCAGAAAGUAAUUAAUGUUUGAGUUGUAAAACUGAUUACUUUUUAAAAGUCUAAUUUAAUUCUGAUGCUAAUGAAUAUGAUUGGACAUGUGAAUAACAAUGUGGAGAACUCUAUUAACCUGACAUUUAAAAUGCUGUUUGUUUAUAUGAUAUUUGUGAUUCUAGCUGUCUUACUUGUUUAAGUGAUUAAUCUACAACUUGUAGAUCAUGUAAUAAUUUAAUUUUAUCUAAUUCAAAAUGUUAGGCAGGUUGUCAAGAUGGAUAUUAUGUAGAAAAUAAUUAAUGUGUUCUUUGUAAUAGAUUAUGUAAAACUUGUUAAGAUAGUUCAACUAUUUGUUCAUCAUGUUCAGAUAUUGCUUUAAGAGUUGAUGAUACAUCAUGUGUUAGUUCAUGUCCAGAGAAAUAUAUUAAACUUUCUACAGAAUAAAAAUGUGUUGGAUGUGUUUCUAAUUGUUAAUCUUGUGUUUAUGAUGAAAAAUUAGUAGGAUCUACAAAAUGUAUUAAAUGUGAAUCCAAUUACUUCAUUGAUUAAACUUUUGAUUCUAAUAAAGUUUUGAAAAAUGUACAAUGUUAUUAGAUAUGUCCAGAUGGAAAAUACAAUAAUUUAGAUUCAUAUUAAUGUACAAAUUGUGAUUGGACCUGUAAGACUUGUUCAGAUUCUACAAGUUUAGAUUGUAUCAAAUGUGGAACAGUUGUUCAUCCUAAAACAGGUGCUACUUAAAUUAGAUAUAAGGAAGAUGGUAUAUGUAGAGUUGCAUGCUAAGCUGGUUCUUAUGCUUAUGUUGAUGAAAUUAAUGGUAAUACUUGUUUAAUUUGUAAUUCAACUUGCAAGACUUGUUUUGGAGUUCUAGAUACAAAUUGUAGCAGUUGUUAUUCAACUACAUAUCUUUCACCUAAUGGCAAAUGUAUUAAGGAUUGUUCUACUGGAUAUUUUUCUAAUGAUUCUAAUUAGAAAUGUGAAAAAUGCUAUUAGGGAUGCUCUAAAUGUGAUGGUGUUAAAUCUACUUAAUGUAUUGCAUGUGAAGAUGGAUAUUAUUUGUAUAAAGAUACUUGCUAAACUGAUUGUCCUGAUGAAUAUUUCAAAGAUGGUAAUGUUUGUUCAAAUUGUGAUAAAUUCUGCUAUAAUUGUACUGGAAAAGAACCAAAUUAAUGUAUAUCUUGUCCCACUGAUCUUUAUUUCUAUCCAGAACUAAAUACUUGUUAUAUUGAAUGUCCACUUAAAUCAUUCUUGAAUCUAUCAACUUUCUAAUGUUAAGAGUGUCAUUCCUCUUGCUUAACAUGUUCAAAUGAAAAUGAAGAUAGUUGUUUAUCAUGUCCAUUAAAAUAAAUUGAUACUGAUAUAUAGACUUAUUUGCUAGAUGGAAAAUGUAUUUCAGAUUGUGGAAAUCAUAAAUAUGGAGAUCCAGAUUCUUUAGCAUGUUAAGAAUGUGAUAUUUAAUGUAUAAGAUGUUAAACUCAAAGUAAUAAUUGUAUUGGAAGUUGUCCAGCAAAUAGACUGACAAUCCCCUAAUGUGAUUGUCCAACUGGAUUUUUAAUAGAUUCUCCUACUGCAGAAUGUGAAUUAUGUUAUUAUAAAUGUUCCACUUGUAAUGAAGCCUUUAUCAACUGUUUGAAAUGUGCUGCUAAUAGAAAUCAAGAUGCUCCUUUUUGUUCAUGUCCUUCUGGAUACUUUGAUGAUGAAUAGAAUAAGAAUCCAAUUUGUCAGCCUUGUGCUUGGUAGUGUGCAACUUGUCAAAGAAGAAGUGAUUUAUGUAUCACUUGUAAAGGAGAUAGAGUCGGUUCAAGUUGUAUAUGUCCGGCUGGUAAAUAUGAAGAUUCUACUACUCAAAAAGAAAUGUGUUCAACAUGUGACUCUACUUGUUCAACUUGUGCAGUGAAAUCCAAUUAUUGUAUUACUUGUAAAGGAAAUAGAUAUUCAACUUUAUUACCAGAUAAUCCACUUUAUAAAUUAUGUUUAUGUUAAAAUGGAUUGUAUGAAGAUGGAAAAUCUACUAAUUGUCCUUAGUGUGAUUUUAAAUGUAUAACCUGUUCUGGUUCAAGUUCUAAUUGUUUAAGUUGUAGAGGAGAUAGAAUACUAACAGAACAAUGUACUUGUGAUUCAGGAUAUUUUGAUGAUGAUGUCAAUGAUAAAUGUUAGAAAUGUGAUUUAUAAUGUGUAACUUGUGAUAAAAAAGGUUGUUUAACUUGUGCUGGUAAUAGAGAAGGUCCAGACCUACUCUAGAUCUGUAAUUGUCCAGCUACAGGUGUUGAUAGAAGAUAACAUGGAUAUUCUGAAUGUGGAACUUGUGAGUAUGGAGUGCCUUAUAUCAAAAUGAGAGAUAGUUUAGACUCUAUGACAAUAGCUUUUGGUGGAAUAAUUGUAUUUAAGGGAAUUAAUGAUGCUACUAUUCCAAGCAGAGAUGUAUGUCAGAAAUUGUUCAAUGAUGAUGACUUUACCAAAUUAGGUAGUGGUAGACCAUUAUGUAAUGUGGAUCCUAAUAAUUAAAGAUAGGUUAUAGUGAUAUUUGGAAAUAAUGCUUAAUUCCUAAUUGAUGCAAUCAUCACCUUAAAUUUGAAAUCAGUAAUUGGAAGGAAGGAUUGUUUAGGAAUAUUUUAUUCGAAUUUCCUUGUUGCCAAAAUCAAUGGCCCAGAUGCUCCUGCUCCUGCUUCUGUAAAGUUUACAGGCCCAUAAUUUAGUAAUUUAUGCAGUAAGAUCACAUUCUUCCCAAGUUAAGUAUUCAAUGAUGGUGGUAGAGGUUUAACUAUGAAAUCAUGGUCAAUAGUCUCUAUUGAACCAGAUAAUUCUAGUAUCAGAGGAAGAAUUCAAGCCUUAUUUGAUGCAGCUAAUUCUGUUAAGAAUAAUAAGAUUGAAAUUCCACCUAUGCUUCUAUCAGAAUAUUCAAGAUAUGUAUUUAAAUACACAUUCACUAACUUUUUAAAUACAGAAUUCAGUUCAGAUUACACAGUAUCAACCACAACUUAUGAAUCACCAUUUGUUUAAAUAGAAGAACUAGCUCCACAUGUUUAUUUCACAAAUGCAAGAAUCAAAUUAGUGGGUACCAUCAUUCAUUAAAGUUGUAUCUCUGGAAUUACAGAAAUCAUACCUUCUACAAUUAAUUAUGAAUGGAUAUCAAAUAAGGUCAGUAAAGGAGAUGUUGAAUCAUUUAUUCUAUAAGAUAUUCCAACUCUAACUGGAGUCAAACCUCCUGAUGUUCAAUUUGUUUAACUUGAUAUCCCUCCUUAUUCAGGUAAAGGUGGAUUUAAUUACCAAGUUACUUUGAUAGCUACUCUAACUACCAAACCAAUUUCAGCUAAUUAUACUGUUGAUAUUACUCUAUUGAAUUAAGGAUUACAAGUAGAAAUUGAAGGAGGAAAUAGAAUGAAUGGAUAUGCUGUGCCUUUGUAUGUCAAUGGAUGGGCCAAAGAUCCAAAUAUUAAAACUGAUUAGAGUUUAGGAAUUGAAUUAGUAUGGAGAUGUGUUAAUCUAAAUACUAAUUUACCAUGUGCAGAUGUCUAUGAUGAAGAGAUUCCACUAAAUAGAACUAACACUUAAUUUGUGGCAGCAAAAAGAUUUGUUCCUUAUAAUGCUUAUAAUUUCUAUUUGAAUGGAACUAAAGGGGAGUUAUUUGAAGUAGCUUAGGCAGUCAUUGUAAUUGUGGAAUUAGACAUUCCAGUUUUAGAACUCAAGAGACCUGAAUAUUUAACAUCAAAAAGAGUUAACAUGAAUCAAGAAAUCAGCAUUAAAUUCUUAUAUCCCACUAAGAAUCCAGAUAGUCUAUAUUAUGGUGGUGCAAUAGUAUAUGAUUUCAAUGUAGUUGCUACAUUAAGAUUUUUCUUCACAUCAAUAACUAUAAAGUUCUGGGAUAGUUUCUAUGAUUUAACUGAUCUUGCUUAAUUGGGAUUCAGAGCAUCAGUUUACAAUCCUCAAUUCUUUAUGCCUUCCACAACUACAUUGCUUAUUAACAUCAAUUUACCACCUAGAAGUUGUAAAAUGAAUGUUUCUCCAAGUAGUGGUAUAUCAUUUGAUACUUAAUUUACAUUAAAAGUUACUGAUUGUGAAGAUAGUGAUGCACCAUUCACAUAUAAGUUUACAUUCUACUAUUCUCCCACUCAAUAUGACAAUGAUAUUUUGAAGGCUGCUUCAUUGAAUCAAAUUCUUUUACUUGAUUACUCAAUUGAUAAUGAAAUUUCUACUAUUUUACCAAAUCCUUUAAGUGAUUCAGCUGUAACUCAACCAUUCUUAAUUUUAAUGGCAUCAAUUUCAGAUUCUUUGGGAGCAUUAACUAAUCUUACAUCUUCAGUUGUAGUAGGAUUAAAUCAAGUUGAUCUUAAACAUAGGCUAUCGGUUGCUUAAUAUUUGAAAAAGAGAUAAUAAUAAGAAGAUAAAUUCUAUCCUUUACCUUAUUUCUUUAGAUCAAGAUAAUUAGUAGAAAUUGCAGAUGCAACAGAUAAAUUUAUUAAACUUUAUUAAAAUAGAACAAGUUUAUCAAUACCAGAAUAAAUUAAUUUAUUAAAUCUACUUGCUAUUGGUGUCAAAGAUCUUAGUAUUGAUAAUCCAUCUGCUGAUCAAGAUGCUAAUGAAACUGCUAUUAUUAAAGAGGAAUAAACUAAAUUAGUAACACUCAAAUAAAGUAUUUUGACAUCACUCAAAGAAUUACAAUCUCAAGAUGUUAGUGUUGCUACAAAGAGUGCUUUAACUAAAUCCAUUGAAGAAUUAAUGAAUGAUGAAGACAUAUAAUUGAAUAUGAGUUCUGAGAAUAUGGAUGCAGAAUUAGAUAAAGCAGAUAGUAUUGUUUCUAGUAGUACAAGUGGAGUAAGUGAUCUUUAAGGAGAUAUUGAAAAUGGUAAUGUAGACUUCAAAUCCUUUAGAAUAAAAGAGAAUCUACAAAAUGAUAUCAUGAGAACUGCUGGUUUAUUAAAUGGACUUUUAGCAGCAGGAUAAAAUUAGAUAGAUUCUAUUGAUUCAACAAAUAGUACAACAACACCCAAUUCAACUGAUAAUAAUUCAACUAAUUAAACUGAUGCAGCAUGGCAAAAAAUGAAGGACAAUAAUGCAAAAUUGUUUAAAGUUCAAGAAUCAGUUAAAUUUGGUUUAACUUAAACUGCUGAUCCAAAUGCACCUCCUAAAGUAUUCUCAGGUGGAUCAUUCUCUAUGAAAUCCUCUAUUGCCACUCCUUCUAAAAUGGCUGAAUAUUUAGCAGGUUCAGAUCCCACUAAAGUAAAGAAGGACAUUAAAAUAAGUGAUGAUGAUGAAUCCACUUCAUCAGAUGAAACUAACAUUUAAACUGUCACUUACAAUUAAGCUGAAUUUACUGAUAAUCCUUAUGCAACUGAUGAUUCAUUCCCAAGUAGAUCUGUACCGGCAUCUGUCUAAAAUAUUGAACCAAAAUUACCAAAUGGAUCAGUCAUUGUUCCAAAAUAACCUAUACCUAUGUCUUUUGGAGUAACUGCAGCCAAAUAAGCAGCCAGAUUAAGAAGACUCAGAAGACUUUAUGGCAGAAGAAAUAUGCAAUAUUAUUAAGAUCUAUAUGAAUUAGACGAAGAACCAGAAGCUUAAGCCAUCUUUUGUAUUGGAAAAGGUCCAGAUGGAGGUUGGAGUGCAGGAGGUGGAAACUGUAAGACUGUUAAAUAGAUUGAUGCAACUGGAGCUGUUACUGUAACUUGUUAAUGCGAAGAAUUAUCUCCUACUUCAGUUGGUGACGCUAUUGCUGAUGCCUUAGCAUUUGAUAAAUUUGCUAAAGCAUUCUCUAUGGAAGCUUUAUUGGCUUUACUUAACUUCCCCUUCUAUAAAUCAGUAAUUGUGUAUGCUUUGGCUUUCAUGACAACUGCUUUAGUUUUUUCAGUCAAAUAUGGAUUCAGAAAGGAUAGGGAAGAUACUGAAAAGAAAUUAUUAGCUCCUCAUUUUGUAGAAUCUGAAUAUAUUAGAAUUAAAGCUGAAGAAAACUAAAUCAAAAGAGUUGAAAGACAAAAAUUGAGGAUGGAAAAGCAAAAAGAGAUUGAAUUGAAACUUCAAUAAGAAUAUGAGCAAUAAUUAAGAUAAUAAUAGGAAUUACAAAAUGAAAAUGAAGAAGAAUAACAAGUUCAAGAGAAUCCUUUUAGAAGAAAAAAUAGUAUUCAAUAAUUCCCGUUAAAAGAAGAUGCUCCUGGAGACAUAGUUAUGGUUUAGCCUGAUAUAGAACCAGAUGAAUUGAUGAAAAUUAGAUAAAUGAAUGAAGUCUAGGAAGCAAAAAAUGCUGAUGCUCCACUAAAAAGUGAAUUAACUUAUAAAUCUGAUUCUGAUGAUUCUGAUAGAUAACCUAAUUAAUUGGUUUAUGAUGAAGAAGAUAGUGAAAAUAGUGAUAAUAUGGACAGUCUAUAUGAGGUUCCAGAAAAUAUACUAGACUAAAAACCUGAACAUGCUUAGGAUGAACCAGAAGUAGCUUAAUAUUUUAAGUAAUUAGAACCAGAAUUUUCUAAAUCUUCAAUGUCUAUUGCAACUAUCAAAUAAUAAAACACAUCUAAAUAAUAAUAAUAGUAAUAGUAAUAAUAAUAAUAAUAAUAAUAAUAAUAAUAGUAGUAAUAAUAAUAAAAAUAAUAAUAAUAGUAAUAAUCUUCACAAUAAUAAUCUUAGAUAUUAUUAGAUUAAUAAUUAAAUUUAAAAUCAGAAAGCAUAGCUGAUCUAGAAUAAUUUAAUUAGGAAUUAGAGAAACAAUUCCAAUAAUAAGAUUAAUAAUAAUAAUAGCAAUAAUAAAAAAUUGAAUAACCACCUUAAUAUGAUAUGGGUGAAAGUUAACAAUAUGAACUUCAUCCAGAAUUGAAAGAAUCCCCUUUUAUGGAUUAAAAGGGCAAUACUACGCCACCUUUCUGUCCUGAAAUAUAUACAAAUGAAUUACCUAAUCUUUAAGAUGAUGAUGGUUGUGCUCUAAGUGUAAUCAAAGUUACUGAUUUCAAUCAACCUGCUCCAAAUAAUCAAGUUGAUUCAUUUGAUAAGGAUAUCAAAGAAGCUGGCUAAUCUGAAAUCAUAGAACCUAAAUCAAAGAAAAAUUAGACAAAUAGAAGGAGAAAGAGAAAUAAAAGUAAAACUAAUUAGAAACCUAAAGAUAAAGCAUAAGAUGUUUUGGAUAUUUCUAAUGAUGAAGAUGAUAUCAAAGAAGAGCCAGAACCAACUUAUGAAAUUAAAGAACAAAUAGUUUAAUAAUGGCAUAGGGAUUAUAAACGAAAGAAAUUCUUAGAAAGUGGAUGUCAACUUAAGUUCUCCCUUACAAAUGUUCUAUUAUUUAUGGCUCUAUUCCAUAAAUUAUUAUGCAUCUUUUUAGUAUUUGAAAGGAGAUUACCUCGUCCCAUCAGAUUCUGUGUUUUAUACAUGACCAUCCUUAACACUUGCUAUAUUAACAUAUUCUUUUAAGUGCCUUUGGAACCCUUAUAAUCAAUUAUAUUCAGUGUAUUUUCAGCAAUAUUAUCUAACUUUGAAAUGUUUGUAAUUUUAUUCUUGAUGCCACACAAAGUUUUUGUUGUUAGACAAAUAGGAUGGGGAAUAUUCAUUGCCUUAACAACAUUAUUAAUAUAUUUCAUACUUAUUGCUAUGGCAUUAGAAGCAAGUGAUUCUGGUGGAGAUAUAACAAGAUCUAAUAUGUGGGGUCUUAAUUUCAUUAUUGGAUUUUUGAACACUCAUUGUGUCUCAGAUCCUAUCAAACUAUUAAUCGUUUUCAAGGCAGUGUAAUUGAGUUUAACAGGAGCAACUGGUCUCUUGUAAACGAUUUUAGUAAAAAUAUUUGUGAAUCCUGCAACGAAUAUUUUCUUUGAAAUGAUUGAAGUAUGA